AUGGAUAUUAUAGCACCAUCUCCAUCACGGGUUCUCAAGGAAAGGGGAAUUGUGAACGAUUGGAAUUUGAUCGCGUCAAAAGUCCGGGGUAGGACAAAUAAGGAUUGCCGGAAGAGAUGGAGCAAAGUGGGAAAGGAGGUCAACAAAGGACUAUGGGAUCAUGAAGAAGACGGCCGACUGAGGAGAGGAGUAGAGCAACAUGGCACUUAUUGGACUAUGGUUGCCGAAAUAGUACAGACAAGGCAUGCAGACCAAUGCGCUAAGAGAUGGUAUCAUUUUCUCGAUCCAAAUAUCAGUCAUGAGGAUUGGGAUAGUGAUGAGGAAGCCCGACUCUUAGAGGCUGUCCACGUACACGGAAGGAGUUGGAAGAGCAUAAGUGAGAAAGAGUUCCCAAACCGCUCACCAACAGAUAUAAAGAACAGAUACGUUAUUAUGGAACGAAAGGGCCGAUUGAAACGACGGAAAGCAUCUACAACUCAGUGUACUCCAGUACGAGAACGCAACGGUUUCGACUUUCCCAAGUCUGAAAGACUCGACCAAGUUUUGCACACAGAUUCAUCACCUGACAAUGUGAUGGAAUACGAAACCGAGAACUCUUUGAUGGGGCAAUUGCCACUCCCGGGACUUCCACUUCAGCUCACUGCCCAGCAACUGUCCCAAAACAACUACAACAACGAUGCACACUCACUUUUCAAUUUUGAUGGGCUACCACCUUUACAAUUCAAUGACAUGUCCUAUUCAUCUACGGAACCUUCGUCACCCGGAGUUUCAUUGGCCCAAAAUUCGGUACCUUCGGGAUACAACAUGGGAAUACCAACAGUUGGCGGUCUUACCAGUGAAACGGAAGCAGACAUUGAUCAGCUUUACUGUGAAGAUAUGAACUUUGAUUUAGCAUUGGCCGAGGCAUUCUCGGCACCAGACCACCGACAAUCGAUAGCUUCUACGCCACCGACCAUGAGCUCGGUAUCCGAUGUCCCGGCUGGACAUAAUUACAAGUUGAUACUCGAGGAUGUGAAGCCGGAUACCUUGUUCUCCAUUGUGAACAUGCUUGUGGAGUCCAGGAGUAAUGUAAAGAUGGAGGUCUUUAGUAACGUUGCUUAA
Messenger RNA from Botrytis fragariae, 1101 nucleotides. RefSeq names its product putative dna-binding protein. Gene Ontology annotation, molecular function: RNA polymerase II cis-regulatory region sequence-specific DNA binding; DNA-binding transcription factor activity, RNA polymerase II-specific. The record is from RefSeq and is a predicted model, not a curated record. NCBI's taxonomy places the organism in Eukaryota, Fungi, Ascomycota, Leotiomycetes, Helotiales, Sclerotiniaceae. Gene Ontology annotation, cellular component: nucleus. Bases 1 to 1101 code for a protein of 366 amino acids. The transcript has 5 exons. Gene Ontology annotation, biological process: mitotic cell cycle; positive regulation of transcription by RNA polymerase II.